AUCUUCCGGAAGAGGAAGAGACUGGAGCGAGCAGAGAGAGACAGAGACUCGAGUGACGAUGGGCGCCUUGGUGAGGGCGCUGCCGUGGCUGCUCGCCGGUUCCGUGCUCCUCGUCGCCCUCUCCGUGCCCCUCGUCGGCUCGUGGCUGCGCACGAAGCGCUACGUCUUCGAGCCCGAAGAGGUGGCGAGGGUGGCAAAGAAAUAUGCGGGACUGGACCACGACGCGGCGUUCGGAAAGGUUGUGGCGGAGCUGCGGCGGACGCAUCCGGGGCACGUGCUGCCCGACAGCGAGAUGCAGUGGGUGUUUGUAAACGCGGGCGGUUGGAUGGGCGCCAUGUACCUCCUGCACGCAUCCCUCACCGAGUACGUGCUGCUCUUCGGCACGGCGGUCGAUACUUCCGGGCACUCCGGCCGCUACUGGGCGAACAUCUCUGACACGAUCAUAUCAGGGACCUUCCGCCAGUGGAAGGAGGGCACCACGAAGAGCGAGGUGUUCUACCCAGGCGACACGAUCGUGCACAGCGCGGGCGAGGCAACGUCCGUGCAGUGGACGGCCGGCACAUGGAUGGUGGAGUACGGCCGCGGCUUCAUCCCGUCCACGCUGGGCUUUGCGCUCACCGACACGCUCUUCAGCACGCAGGACUUUCUCACCGUGUUCUGGACACUGCGCGUGUACGCACGUGCCCUGGCGCUCGAGAUCACCACCGAGCUGCGCGACGCCGGCCUGCUGUGACGUCGCCAGCCCCCACCACACCCGCAAUGGGAAAGCGAUCGGUAGUCGAAGGGGUGGCAGGAGACGGGUGGUGGGGAGGUGGGGCGAAGAGGAUGCAGGGCACACGGUGCAACCAAGUUCCAGUCCUGCCCGAACCCAAAUUCGCCAAUAAGUCCACCAGUACCGGCCAUCCCACUGGUCCGAAUCCUAAUUAGCAAACUUGCCAACCAGCCACCCACUCCGACUGUCCUCCCACUGGCCAUGAACCCAACCUACCCAACGAGUUAACCAGAAACUACGACGGACACUAGGUUAAGUUAAAUAGCCGAGUAUGGAGUGUGGGACUCUUGGGCAGUUAAAGCGUUCGCUGCCCAGACCUAGCACCCAUUAAUCUAUCCACGUAACAAUUCAACGAAGAGGAAGUGAAUUGAGGUGCAGGCGGGGGGGGGGGGUAUUGAAAAACGAUGAUUCUCAACCCCCGACUCACCUCGUGUCCUUCGUAGUACCAGCCCCUCCUUAGUAACUAGCCACCAGUACAAGGCCUCUUGCUGAUCUUCAUCGAAUCCAAUUUGACACCCAGCUACCCAUUAUCCAGCUCUUAUUAUCCCCUACCUCCUGCACUGUCAUGGCCCCCUUUCGCUUGAGCGUUGCGUCUCUAUUGCGCUGUAUUGCGGUGUUCACGUGUCUGCGUGCGUGUGUCUGCGCGCCAAUUGUCCCAUUGCACGUCACAAGGGAGGCGGCGCUGCAAAGCUGCACUUUGAUUUGCCCCCCCCCCCCCCCCCCCCGCGGGUCACGUGGGGGACUGUGUGAUUGGCUGGUCAAGUCUGCUGUGUUGAUAUUGCCGCGGUCUGUCAGUCAUGGAUUUUCUGUCUGCAGCCCUGGCAGGAGGAAUACUCACUGGGUUUCUAGAUUUAAGACCGCCCUACAUUAUUGGAUGUAUCGCGAGUUGAUGUCCGGUCACCUAUGACUGGACAGAAAAAACCCCAUUGCAUUACAUUUGGUUCUGCACGUAAUUUGGCGAAAUUCCAGCUCUAUUGAAUAAAAAAAAACAUAUUUUUGACUCGUGCGACCAAAAUGACUCUCAUGGCAGAGCGGGUGGGAAAGUGCUGCCCUCCACUGUGGGCCAGGGAGGGCUGCACUGUCCACUUCUAUGGGGCCAUUCUUGAAAGUCCACAUUGGUUGCGCCAUCUCUGCAACAGAUCCAAAUGGAGAACCGAGUCUAAUGACAUUGCAACAAUUACACGGUCGGGAUAUAAAUGGUGGAAAUGCAAUUAAACGUUCAAAGGUGGGAUGGGCGAACUACAGGUUGGAAUUCCUGCGUGCCUGCACCCAGAGAGGCUGUGACUUUAAUUAACGUGUGCCAGCACUCAUGGGCAAGUCACCAAGGUGGAAUUUUGGCUGAGAUCUUGGUUUGAGGGCCGCAUUGCUCCCGGCCCUAUGCGUAUUGAAAGCUGCUACCUACCCCAAAAGUCGCUGCUGUUUUGUGUUUAACGUCUGAUCAUGUCUGAGCCACAAGCAAGGGAACUGUGACAAACUAAAGCAUUUCAUAAUUUAUUUUAAAAUACCUGAUUACUCUUAAUUAAUCGGUGCUGUCCAAUUACUUAUUUGCAGUGGUGUUGUGGAAAUAUGCUGCUAAUGAGCUCACGAGGUGGGCCGGACCCAUUGGUAAUUGGUUGGCGGCUGGUUAACCUACCAGGCAUUGAACAAUUCAUCUUGGCAACACUAUUCGAGAAUUUAUUUUGUGACUUAGUCGUUGUGCGUGCGAUGUCCAUGAAGCACUUGUGUGUAGUACAACGAAUUGACUUUAAUAUUAAGUGUUGCAUUGUCAAGUGGCUAACCAAUUGCCACCUCUGCUGAAUGUCUCCCCCCCCCCCCCAUCCCACGCUGUUUCACCGGGAGGGGGGGGACACGGAUGGAAAGAGCAAUAGCGACCACGUGUCAGGGAUUGUGCUGCUUCGCCUGGUCAGGUUCCCCCCCCAACCCCCACCCCCCACCCACUGUCCAGCUGCUCAGGGCCUGCCUGGCUGAUAGGUGUGGGACAUAGGGUGCGUUUUGGGGGGGGGGGGGGUUGACCACGAUGGCUUCAUCGCUGCUGGGUGUUGGUGUGUCCUGUGGGUUUACAAAACGUUUGUCUCGAUGACGUGGGUGGGGGGGAAUUACUGUAGGUGUAAUAAACGAGUCAACCACGGA
This is a messenger RNA of Lethenteron reissneri (Far Eastern brook lamprey), 2902 nucleotides long. RefSeq names its product sigma non-opioid intracellular receptor 1 (gene SIGMAR1). Gene Ontology annotation, cellular component: endoplasmic reticulum. The record is from RefSeq and is a predicted model, not a curated record. Lineage: Eukaryota; Metazoa; Chordata; Hyperoartia; Petromyzontiformes; Petromyzontidae.